AUGUAUUCUGAGGUGCCCCCCGCAUCGGAACCGAAUCAACCCGCUUCUUUUCCACUGAAAGUGUACUAUCAGAACGUUCGUGGUCUGAGAACUAAAAAGAAUACUCUGCUUCUGCCGUUACUCGAUUGUGAUCUUGACAUUGUUGUACUGACAGAAACAUGGCUUCACUGUGAAAUUGCUUCCUCUGAAUUUGCCAGUAACUAUGUUAUUUACCGUUGCGAUCGUAACGCUUCUACUAGUAAUCUCUGUAGAGGUGGCGGCGUACUAAUCGCUGUCAAAUCGGAACUGCAGUGUAUUUCGGUGAACCUCGUCGAUUGUGAUUGCCUAGAACAAGCCACUGUUCGCAUUAUUCUGCCUCAGUUUUCGCUUUACGUUAGCUGCAUCUACAUUCGCCCAAACAGCUGCCCUGAUAUCUACACGAAACACGCAGAUUCUAUUAGCCAGAUACUGAAUCGUGCCGAUCCCUGCGACGUCAUUGUUUGUCUUGGAGAUUACAAUCUGCCGAAUCUAGUCUGGUAUUUCGAUGAUGAAAUUAACGGAUACUUGCCUAUCAACGCGUCAACUGAGCAGGAGCUUGCCCUACCAGAGUCCUUGUUAUCCUCCGGUCUGCAUCAGAUCAAUGAUCUUAUGAACGCGAACGGCAAACUUCUUGACUUGGUGUUCGUAAGCGAUCCAUGCAUCAUAGAUCUCUUCGAGUCGCCAUCUGCUCUUUUAAAAAUUGACCCUCAUCACAAGCCAUUAGUUUUAACAGUUGACGUCCGUUCUCGCGAUGAAACAUCAGUGCCAAUAUCUACCGUUGACCACAACUUCAACAGGUGUGAUUAUCAAAUUGUCAAUGCACGGAUUGCUGCCCUGGACUGGAAUCAUGUUAUGAAUUAUGCCUUAAUCGACGACUCUGUUACCGCGUUCUAUCGCACAAUCAAACAUAUCAUCCAAGAAAACGUGCCGGUCAAAAUUUGCCGACCAUCUAAGAAGUACAAUCAACUCUGGUGGACGGCACAGCUCCGGAAUUUUCGCAAUCGUCUGCGGAAAUGCAGGAAGAAGUUCUUCCGAAACAGGAUUGAAGCGAACGCGGCGAAUCUGCGGUUAGCUGAAGAAGAAUAUACUCGUAUGCAGCAUUGUCGGUUCCGUGAGUACAUGGAAAGCCUUCAAGCAAACUUGAAAAAUGAUGCUUCAUCGUUCUGGGCCUACAUUAAAAAAAAGGAAGGGGUCGAAUAA
Messenger RNA from Armigeres subalbatus, 1218 nucleotides. RefSeq lists its product as uncharacterized. Gene Ontology annotation, cellular component: extracellular matrix. The transcript is spliced from 2 exons. The coding region runs from base 1 to 1218 and encodes 405 amino acids. Gene Ontology annotation, biological process: cell adhesion involved in heart morphogenesis; larval heart development. NCBI's taxonomy places the organism in Eukaryota, Metazoa, Arthropoda, Insecta, Diptera, Culicidae. The record is from RefSeq and is a predicted model, not a curated record.